Psammomys obesus (fat sand rat) is the source of this 5225-nucleotide messenger RNA. It is a transcript of the gene Eeig2, whose product is annotated as EEIG family member 2. The transcript is spliced from 11 exons. NCBI's taxonomy places the organism in Eukaryota, Metazoa, Chordata, Mammalia, Rodentia, Muridae. Bases 1 to 1086 code for a protein of 361 amino acids. The record is from RefSeq and is a predicted model, not a curated record.
AUGAUGAAGAAGAAGAAGUUUAAGUUUAAGGUGGACUUCGAGCUGGAGGAGCUCUCCUCCGUGCCCUUCGUCAACGGGGUCCUCUUCUGCAAGAUGCGGCUGCUGGACGGCGGCAGCUUCACCGCCGAGUCCUCCAGGGAGGUGGUGCAAGCCAACUGUGUCCGCUGGAGAAAGAAGUUUUCAUUUAUGUGCAAAAUGAGUGCCAGCGCCUCCACCGGCACCCUGGACCCGUGUUUCUACAGAGUGUCUGUGCGGAAGGAAUUAAAGGGUGGGAAAGCUUAUGCAAAGCUGGGCUUUGCAGAUCUAAACCUGGCAGAGUUUGCUGGAUCAGGAAAUACCACCCGUCGCUGUUUACUGGAAGGCUAUGAUACCAAAAAUACAAGACAGGACAAUUCCAUUCUUAAAGUUUUGAUCAGUAUGCAGCUGAUGUCUGGUGACCCAUGUUUUAAAACGCCUCCCUCCACAUCCAUGUCAAUACCAAUCGCUGGGGAAUCCGAGUCUCUGGAAGAGGACAGAAAAGGUGGAGAGACCCUCAAAGUGCAUCUUGGAAUAGCAGAUCUUUCAGCAAAGAGUGCCUCUGUUCCAGAUGAACUUGGCGCCUGGGGACAUUCUAGAACAUCAAGCUAUGCAAGCCAGCAGUCCAAAGUAUCAGGGUAUAGCACGUGUCACUCCCGGUCAUCCAGUUUCUCCGAGUUCUGCCACAGGAGAAAUACCUCAGUGGGAAGUACGUCAACAGGAAUUGAAAGCAUUCUGGAGCCAUGUGACGAAACUGAGCAAAUCCCGGCCGAACCAAGUCCAGACAGCGCUGCAGAUAAAGAAGAAGAAGCUUCAGAGAAACUCGCCAGAUGCCCGGUCAAGCAGGAUUCCGUUGAGUCUCAGCUAAAGCGGGUCGACGACACCAGGGUGGACGCUGAUGACAUCGUGGAGAAAAUCCUACAGAGUCAGGACUUCAGCCUGGAUUCCAGUGCAGAAGAAGAAGGCCUGAGGUUAUUCGUGGGGCCUGGGGGAAGUACGACCUUCGGCAGCCACCACCUUCCAAACAGGGUAGGAUCUGGAGCCUAUGAACAGGUUGUGAUCAAACGCUAGAAGUGGAGCUGGCCGACGGUAGCUUCCCCGUAUAUCUGAGGUGUAGACAACAGUGUUUCAAGGUGUUUAGUCAAGCAUGUAAGAAAAACAAUGAGCCUGUUUUCAACGUCAAGUUCAUCUGUGAAGAGGAAAGCAAUGCUGAUUGCCUCUCAAAGCAUCCCCCACCAUCCUUUCCCACCCGCUUACCCACGGAGGGAGCAUGUAAACAGAGGGUGAAGGCCUUGCCUGCAUAAGCACCCAGAACGAAAAGCCUGUUUGUGCUUCCAAAACACCCCAGAGAAAAAGCAGCACUUGACACUUCUGAGUGUGGCUCUAGUAUUCCACCAUAAAAAUCCAAGGUGGGGGUGCCCAACAGGUCUGGGCCCUGCGUUUAAAUUUUACAUUUAAGAGACAGUACAUGAGGUCAGUUUAGACCCUGUAAUUGUAUCAAGCUAACUGUAAUUCUUAUGAAGUACCCCUUCCAUGUCCUCCUACCUAUAGCAUUGUACUAAGUGGAGUAACUCCUUUGAUGCAAUAACUGGCGGAAAGAGUGGGUGUCCGCGCUUUGGGAAAUGUUAGGCUACAACUGAAGCAUUUUAAAUACCUAACAAUUCUGAACGUAUCAGAUGGAAGUCAAACGACAGAUGUGUCCAAGUGUGAGACAGGCGGAUGGAAGGAACGCUGUGAGCGUGCAUAUAUCCAUUCCUUGUCAUCAAUAUUAGAUGAAUUGCAAAAGCCCAAGUGGCACUAUGUGUAAGAGCAAGCUUAAUAAUCUAGACGUUAGGCUACCACAGGCAAGCUAGGAGAGGAGCUGUUUCCUAACCCAUUCAGUGCUAAGACUUGCUGGUCUCAGCAGUCAGAACAGACAGAAAACUGUGAGGUGAACAGAAAAAUAACAUUCUUCCUCAGGAAGCCAGACUUCUGUGAGCUGCCACUUACCAUGCCACGCUAAUGGACAGACAUCUGGGCGUCUGCUUUCACUGACGCCUGUGCGACUGGCGCUUUUCUAUUUUAGCCCCUUUGACCAGAAACUGUUUUCUUCUUUACUGUCAGAAUCUAGCUGUUUGGAGCAGGAGUGGACUGUAACAUACCUCUAAUACAGCUUUUAGAGUGCAGCUCUCUGGUCUGGACCCAUGCUAACAACACAGUACACAAGCUCUGGUUUUCUGGUCUAACUUAACAGUACCUAUGUACAAAGAGCUAAACCCCCCUUCGCCAAAGAGAAACAGAGGGUUGUACAGAGCCAGCAAUGCCCCAGCCGUCUACAGUCAUGUCCUGGAAGACGAUAGCUCAGAACAGGAUUACUCUGCCCAACGUAUUUUUAUGUUGACAAAAUACUUAAAAUGUUUGAGUGUUGGGAAGCUUGGAAAAAUUGGAAUUGUUCGUGUUAGAAUUUUUAUUUUAAUAUCUCAAAAAUUAGGUAGUCUACAGUAAUCCAAAAAUGUUUCUAAAACAGGUUCUGAUUUUUUUAAAAGAAGAUGACACCCUAUUAUUAUUAAUUAUUCUAAAAUGUUAAAAUAUGUUGAAUACUAAGAGAAAGGAUUUUCAAGUGAGCAGAUCCAUUGUAUAUUGAUGAUGAAGAUAUUAUUUAGAGAGUUUAUCCUGACAAUUUUAAAAGGCGUGUUUUUCUAUUUUUAAAGCUAUAAUUUCUCAGCUUUAUUUUCUGUGGCCCCUCUGCAAAUGAUUUUGGAUUCUAAAGACGAUAAUAACGCCAGAUUGCAGGCGUGGUUCAGGGAGGCCACUCAUGAGACAACACAGGUGCCGCAGCCAAGGCACAGUCGCGCCUCGCUUAGCCUGGCUGCCCUGGCCCUGGGUCUUUACACAGGAUGAGGUGUUGGCAUUUUAAAUGGUACAGAACCCUUUUUUUAGAAAAGUAAAAUGUGUGGAUCUGGGGAAGACAGCUCAACUGGCAGAGUGUUUGCCUCGACCACCCGAAACCCUGGGUUUUCGAGUGUGAGCGUUGGUGCACACCUGUAAUCCCAGCACUUGAGAGAUGGAGGCAGGAGGAUCAGAUGUUUUAGGGUCCUUCUUGGCUCUGUAGGGAGCUGGGGGCCAGAGGAAGCUGUAUGAUACCCUGCCUCAAAAAGGGAAAAUGAAAAUGUGAAGAGGUUUUGAAAAGUAUAAAAAAAAUAUGCCUGUUUUAUUUUAGCAGCUACUAAAUAAUCUUGAUUUAUAUAUGUUAAGUAAUAAAAAAAAAGAUGACUUAGUGAGUAGAAACAGUGAGCUGGGAGGGGAAGCAAUAGCUGUGACUCUCAAGUCGGCUAAAGUCUGGAUUCUCCUUCCCUGGUGUUCUGGAUAUUCUGCAUUCGUAUUUCAGUACAGAAUGUGAAGGGUUGUCUGAGUGAAAGCUUUUCUAUUUUUUUCUUUCUGUGGGGCAUACAUUGUCAGGCUCUCAGCCACGAGGCUAUUUUAAAAGCUGUUUGCUAAGCACCAAGUCUACUUUUAACUCUGUUUUGAGGAAACAAUAGAGUUGGGACAGUAUACUCUUAACAAGUUAAUUUUUUUCAUAUUUAGGUCAGAUUUUACCCAGUCUAGUCUUGGAGGAUUUUUUUAUCUAAACUGUUUCCUACUUCUAUCCUAGAGAAAAGACAGACAGCACCCUUUAAAGCUGGUAUUGGUAGCGAGAAGGAAAGAUCUUGAGUACCUUGCUCAGAACAUAUGUAGGAAAAGACAGAGACAGCUGAGCCAUCAGUUUACACUUGGAUGCUGGGCUUCCUUUUGUGGCCGUAUUGAAGGCCUCUCUAUACAAACAACUAAUGUAGAUGAACACUUUCGAUAUUAAAGUCUUGACCAACAACCCUAGCUCCACCAUCUCAUUCCAUCAUAAAACCAUAAGAAAUAAUAACCAAGCUAGAUUCUUCUGUAUGUCUUUGUCUUUAGUUUGUUGUUGUUGUUCUUUUUUUAUACAAAACUGUGAGCCACAGAGGUUGACCACCUAACCCCCCCCCUUUUUUUUUAUUAGAAGGAAAAAGAAAAUACCCUCAACUAAUCUCCAUUCAAAACGUAUUCAAAUUCAGGCUCGCUCCUGUAAUCCCAAUACUUUGGAGGCUGCGGCGAGUUCAAGGGUAGCCUGAGUUACACGGUCUACUUGAGUUCAAGGGCAGUCUGGGUUCCAUGGUAAUCUUGAGCCCAAAAUUAGACCCUGACUCAAAAAAAAAAAUUUUUUUUUUUAAAUCAGGCAGCACUGAGUUUUGGUAAGUCAAAGCAUUUGGAAGCAAUUCCAGACUCUCAGAUUUCCAUGUUAAAUAAACCACUUUUGAAGCAUAAGCUGACAGUAUCAUUACAUAUUUCACUGAAACACUUCUGAAACCUUAGGCUUCUGUGUUUACAUCAAAUCCCUGAGAGACGCCACGAGCACCUAUGACGGGAUUGUACUGUUCUCUUCACAUGUCUUUCAUGUGGGCAUUUCAGAAAUUCAGUUCUCUUAGAUGGUACGCCAUGUGAAUAUAACCAAGUAGGGUAACUGAGACUGUGUCAGGCCACUGUGCACAUUGGCUUAGCUAGGUACUACGCAUAAGAUUAGCAGCUGAGCUGUAAGGAUGAACUAUUCCUGUCGUAAGCCUAAGACUGCCCUGAAAAUAAGGCCUUAUUCCCUUCUACACAGGAUUUUUGUCAGAAAAUGUAUACACAAAAUAUUUUACACAGUAAUAUGGGUAGUCUCCCCAUACAACAAAGAUACUAAAAUUUUAUUAACAAUGUGGUCUGUAUUUUGAAAUGUAUAUGUUUAUAUUCCUUAUAUAAUUCUUUCACUGUUAGUCAUUGGCCAAAUUCAUUGCAAAGAAAGCCAGACUAUAGAAGAAUUUUAUUAACUUUGGCAAUGUCAUGAGGAUUGCCUUCCUCUGUGUUAGUUUGGUUUUUUUAGAGGUUAACACAGUGUUUAUAAGAAAUGUUACUGAUAUCUGAGGAAUAAUACCUCAGUGGUAUUAUCCAGCAUAUGCAAGACCCUGGGAUUGCUCCUCAGAGCUGAGAAAAGAAAAUGAAGUGAUUCCGUCAGUAUUCUGUUCUAAUACUUGGAGAAUGACCUUCAUAUUUAUAUAUUAUAUGUCUUAUGUCUUAACUAUACAGUGAUAAAAUCCAGGAAAUGUUUUUUUUUAAACAAAAUGAAAUUUUGUUCGUAAAAUGUUUGUAAGGAUAUAAAAGUGGAUCUUAUACGUGUUCAA